GCAGCUAGUCACCAGUCUGUUGCAGCACUGCAGCGCUCCGUGUCCCGGAGGUGGGCAGAUUUCUGGUCUCGUGGUCGUAAAUGGUAUGAGACCACAACAGGUUCACGCGCCUGCUACACACGCGCUCCGUUCCCAGGGUUUCUCUUCAGAGAUUCUUGAUUGUUUUGUAAAACUUGUCAGAAGGUUAACUUCGAACAUUCCCGAAAGACACGGAAAGUCAUUGUUGAUUUGAAGCGGUCCGCGGAUAUUCACAAUGAGUUUUUCUGUAAAUCUUGACAGCUUGGCAGUCGCUGCUCGAAAAGAGCUGACGUAAGCGACUGAGGUGAAGACGCGAAGCUAACAGCUGGGACAGGGCAGGUAUCUUAUUAGCUCUGCAGAGGUGAAGGAUGGGGCGUAAACUGGAUCUCUCUGGUCUGACGGAUGUGGAGGCUGAGCAUGUGAUGCAGGUGGUGCAAAGGGACAUGGAGCUGCGCAAGACUGAGGAGAUGCGGCUCAAAGAGAUGAAGAAGACACUGGUUGAGGAGGGCAGUCGGUCUGUUCUGCUGUCGCGGCAGCACAGGUUUAAUGAGCGCUGCUGCAUCCGCUGCUGUUCUCCCUUCACAUUUCUGCUCAACCCAAAACGUUGCUGCCUGGACUGUUGCUACAACAUCUGCAAGGGCUGCUGCACAUAUAGUAAGAAGGACAAAGGUUGGCUGUGCUCCGCCUGCCAGAAGACCAGGCUACUGAAGACCCAGUCACUGGAAUGGUUCUACAAUAAUGUGAGAAGGCGUUUUAAAAGGUUUGGCAGUGCCAAAGUAUUAAAGAACCUCUACAAGAGGCAUGCGGCUGAGCAUGGAUCGCUAACAGAGCUUACAGAGGGGAGCACUUAUGAGGAGAGUGUCUGCAAUGAGAGUAGUAUGUAUGAGAGCGACUCCACGUUUUACAGGCAAAGUGAAGAGCACAGCAUGGCUGAGACUAUUAAUGUGGCACAGCGGGUGGCAGAAGAGGCCAUAGAUGAGGCUAUUGCUAAGGCUGAGAGCCAGACUGGCAGUCAAGAGAAGGAGAAAGAAGCUCAUUAUUUGCGAGAGAACAGAAGAGAGCUGAUAGAGGAAUUGACCACAACUAUAGUACAAAAAAUUGUCCGCCGGAAAAAGGAUCAACGGACUGAUGAGAACAGUGAUCGAAUCUCUCCUGAUCAAACCCAGAGUGCCUUUGAUGCUCCUCUCUGGAAGUCUCGCUCAGCUUUCUGUCUCAUGACUGAUGAGAAAACAGACCAGCAUGCUAACACUGGGUCAAGACCUUCAUCCUCUAUAAGUCAUACUCUGGAAACAAUGGAAGAAACGAUGCCUGUCCAGGCCAUGCCUAGCUGGAGGAGUGUCGACCGAUUGGACAAUUCCAUGUUACAGAGUCCUGAUGGUAACUGGAUUGCUUAUCAGAGCAACCUGCUCUCUCGACCAGGCCUUUUAACUAAGCGGAAAAGUCUGGUCUACAGCGUCUUGGAAAGGGAGUCUGAUGUGGUGUCAGCUUACGAUGAGAUGGGCUCAGAAACAGAGCCUGAAGCUAAUGGGGUCUGGGGCGUUGCCCUGGAAGAGUUUCGGCGUAAAAUGUCUGCCAAUAAGCAGUUGGGUUACCAAGAGUCCUACAGCCAUCAAGCAACCUUGCCUUUAAAUGCACAAGCACAACACCUCACUGCACACACCUUGAAUGCUGAUGCUGAGAACUCCUCAGGACAGGAAGGGACGCUACCCCAGUCCCCGAAAACUCUGCUGCCCUUCUUGAAGAGAAAAGUGCCACUAGAACACAGACGACCCUCAUCCGCCCGCUGUGCGAAUAUCAUGGAUAUCAGUUUCAAUCCAGGAGGUGCUGAAAGCAGCGAGGAUGGCCUAGAGGACAACAGUGUCAAAAGGUCACGGCGAAGGAGGAAAAAUAAAAGAGAGGAGGCAGAGUGGAAAGGACAGUCGGAUUCCAAUAGCCACGUCUUAGAUGAUCUGAUGAAGAGGCGUCAUGUGAAACAAGGCACUUCAGACACUUCAGACACUGCGACCCCUGACAUCUUGAGCUCUGGAGCCGUGACCCCUGAUCCAUUUGGAAUUGGUCUCAAUUCUCCCAGCAAUUACAAUCAUGGGGCCCUUGGUGUACUUGGAUCUUUUGAUCAGGAGUUGACUUCCAAAUUGAAAGAGCUGACCAGUCAAGUCAGAGAAACACAACUUUCCUCCACUGAGGAUGAACUGGACAGGUUUGAGUAUCAACUGGGGAAUGAAGAAAAUAAGACAAACGCAAAAGUGGGAGAUAAAGUCAUGGGAGAUGCUUCAUUGAAGUUUGAGUCUGAUUCAAAAGAAAAGUCAGAUGAAAAUGAAUCCACAAAUCAAGUGAGAUCAACUGAGAUAUUGAAAGAUGACCUGACUUCCAUAUUGAGAGAGUUGACCAGUCAGGCCAGCGAGACACUGCUUUCCUCAACUGAAGAUGAACUGGACAGGUCUGAGUAUCAAACUGAAACCAAGGGUAUAAAUCAGUCAAAAAGAACUGAGCUGCUGGUGGUACAUGACAGGACAGAUGGAACCAGCAUUAUAGAAUAUAAUGAGAAAACCCAAAACCAUGCAGAGAAAUCAGAAGACAGUAGAUCAGAGAAAAGGCAAAAGGACACUGUGGCAAAGCAGGACAUUAGUGAGCAAAAGAACACGGGUGAGACACAAAUGUCAGAAGAAAUUAGCUCUGUGAGCCGAAAACAGACACUUGCUGAGACAGAUACACAAAAUGAGAUAGCUAGAGAGAGAGUUGAAGAGACAAAGAACGAGCAAGAGGUUCAGACUGAAAAAGCUGAAAUAAAAGAUUGUGGAAAUGCAGUUGAAGGUCAGCAGAGCAGAGCUGAGAAUACAGAGACGGUUGAUCAAAUUGAGGAGCUGGGAGAGGUCUUAUCCAGCGAACUGGCUUUGAGUAGAUUGAUAAGUGAAGAUGGAAAGAUGGAAUUUGAUAGGAUAAUUAAUACUGCAGUGAAGGCUUUAGAUGAUAUGGAAGAACGCAUAGAAGCUUAUACUUGUGAGGGGGUAUUUUUAGACAGAGAGAGAAGUGAGGGAGAGAAAUAUAAGAUGAUGGAAGAAGACAAGAAUGUAAGUGUACAGGUAAUGGAUGACAAGACAAUAUCCGAGGGAUGCUUUGUUGGUGGAAAAUCGAAGGAGGUGCAGGAAAAAGAAAUGAAGGUAGCGGGCAAGAUCAAUGAAGUUGUGGCACUAAAGAGCAACACUAAAGAUACAGAGAAGACAACAGACAAACAAUGCAGCAAAUCAUCAAAAGAGAAAAUUCAAAAGAAGUACAGCAACAGUCGAGGUGAUAUGAUUGAAAAAAGGGAGAAACAGAGGAACCCCACAACUCAGCACAGCGCCCCAUAUGGUCAGGAGCAGUAUCUGUCACCAGAGGAGAUCUACAAGGAUGCACACAUGCUGGACAUAGAGAAAAACCUACAUUUAAUCUCCAAUAUACUGCAACAGAAGUACUCGGCCACAUCACUGCGCAGCAUCACCACAGAAGUGCUAAAAGUACUGAACGCUACAGAGGAUCUGAUUCACGGAUCUGUGGGAGAUGGACAGUGCCAGUCAGACCACAGUGAUGUCUCAGUAAUUCCCCCUGCCGAGGCCAGAAGACUGGAUGAGCAGCUCAGCGGACUUGAGGAGAAUGUAUAUGUGGCGGCAGGUACAGUGUACGGGCUUGAGGCUGAACUGGGGGAUCUGGAGGAGUGUGCACGCAGCAUCAGUGGAUCCACCACUGAAAGAGAUCUGUCACAUCUGGAGGACCAGGUGGCUUCUGCAGCAGCUCAGGUGCAGCAGUCUGAGCUCCAGGUUUCAGACAUUUCCUCAAGAAUUGCUGCUCUGAAAAAUGCAGGUCUAAAUGUAACUCCACAGACCCAAUUUACCAAGGUCAAGACUACAAAAACCAAGACACAAACCAUUAGCUCAUCUCGGAAACUGCGGAGGCGACUGCCAGCGCCUCCAAAACAAGAUAAAGAAGCAUAAUGAGGAAAGUGGGAAACAUCAGCAAGAAUCACCACAAAGUUACAUAACUACAAACUUAAAAAAGCCACUGAUCACAUGUGCCUUGAAGCUCAUGGCUCAUAGAUAAUAUUUUAUGGCCUCCAGAUUCAAAUAGACUGAUGCCAUUUUACACAAACAAAUAACUCUUGGAUAAGAUUGCUUUAUUAACUCCCUCCCCUCAUAAAAAUAAUAAUGUAAAAUAAAUAAUAAACUAAAAUAAUGUAAUAUUUUACAA
Messenger RNA from Carassius carassius (crucian carp), 4239 nucleotides. Its product is annotated as rab effector MyRIP-like. Gene Ontology annotation, cellular component: cortical actin cytoskeleton. Gene Ontology annotation, biological process: intracellular protein transport. The transcript is spliced from 17 exons. The coding region runs from base 387 to 3986 and encodes 1199 amino acids. Gene Ontology annotation, molecular function: small GTPase binding; myosin binding; actin binding. The record is from RefSeq and is a predicted model, not a curated record. Lineage: Eukaryota; Metazoa; Chordata; Actinopteri; Cypriniformes; Cyprinidae.